AUGAAGUACAAAAUAACAUCGAAGAGACUUGAUGAGAAGAUCCUGGCAGUUCAUGUGAACGGGGCUGUUUACACAGGCGGAACAUCUAGGACAUUGGUCAACCAGGAUACUGGAGAAGUGAUGUGCCGGUGCCGGAAGUCGAUAAGAUCAAUAGCAAGCCAUGGAAGGUACAUAUGCUGUGCAAGCUAUGAUUGCACUGCAGUGCUGUUCCACGACGGGAAGGUUGUAGAUGUCAUCGAGGGCCCAGACACAGAGAUCAAAUGUGUUGGAUUUUCCGAGGAUGGACGGUAUCUAGCCAUGGCUACACGAGGAAAGUCGGUGUGGGUGGUGAAGAUAGACCCCGAGAUAGAAAUCGACGAGAUUAUAGAGGAUCAUCUUCAUGAUGUAAAGGGUUGUGUGUUCCAUAAGGGAUUUCUAUUUACAUAUGGAUACGACAACACAAUAAAGAUCUACGAAAGGUUUGACUACGAUGACUCCUGGGAACUUGUGCAGUCGAUCAGUGAGAAAAAUACAGUAUGGUGUGUUAUAUUUCACGGGGAUAAAAUGGUAUGUUCCACCGAGGAAGGGACGAUCAGCUCGUAUGUGCUGAGAAAUGGGUGGGAGCUCGAGGCAUGCAAGAAGUUGUCGAUAUUUCCUAUCUAUUCGAUUUGUAGUGUUGGGAGGGAUAUGGCAUACGUUUUGAACAGAAACAACAUCGGGAUUAUCGACAGUAACCUGAACCUUACCACGACUAUUGAGGAUAUACAUGAAGACUUCAUAAAUGGAAUUGCAUAUGAUGAAGGACGAGGCAGGAUAAUCAGUGGAGGAGACGAUGGGAUUCUGAAUGUGAUCGAGAUGUUUUAG
This is a messenger RNA of Encephalitozoon intestinalis ATCC 50506, 843 nucleotides long. RefSeq lists its product as uncharacterized. The coding region runs from base 1 to 843 and encodes 280 amino acids. NCBI's taxonomy places the organism in Eukaryota, Fungi, Microsporidia, Unikaryonidae. The transcript has a single exon. The record is from RefSeq and is a predicted model, not a curated record. Gene Ontology annotation, biological process: iron-sulfur cluster assembly. Gene Ontology annotation, molecular function: protein binding. Gene Ontology annotation, cellular component: cytosolic [4Fe-4S] assembly targeting complex.